Messenger RNA from Aspergillus puulaauensis, 2535 nucleotides. RefSeq names its product alpha-keto acid decarboxylase family protein. NCBI's taxonomy places the organism in Eukaryota, Fungi, Ascomycota, Eurotiomycetes, Eurotiales, Aspergillaceae. The transcript has 4 exons. The record is from RefSeq and is a predicted model, not a curated record. The coding region runs from base 1 to 2535 and encodes 844 amino acids. Gene Ontology annotation, molecular function: thiamine pyrophosphate binding; carboxy-lyase activity; magnesium ion binding.
AUGUUAGAUGUCGGCGAGUUUCCCAAUGCCUUCUCAGGCCGGCGAAAGCUGGUUUGGCUGAAAGGCUCAGUCCAGGAGUUCAUGCAGCAGAUAUUCCCAGUUCAGCACAAGCUCAACCACAGCGGCCUCAAGCUGGGCAGGGAGUUUAACGUUUCCAGCAUGGUUCGGAUUGCGGGCUUCAACAUCGAACUGACGACGAAUCUGGCAGAUCACCUUUGUCUUAGAGAUGCAGAUAGAACUGGCAUGGUCUUCCAUCAGGCGUCGCUCCUGAGAAGUCAACAGCAAUCAUCAUUCUUUCACUCGCGGUUCAUCGACGAAACCCUAGCGACACUUGCUCUUCUUUUCCCACAGGGAGACCGGGCCUGCAGAAAGUGGUACAAUAAACAAGACCAGUUUGCCGACCUUGACCACAGUGUGCUCAACUGUGGGUCUGCGCAGAGACGCAUCGACACAUACAGGUACUGGCACGACCGCCUGGUGAUCCUGAAGGAGGAAUUCGACGAGUCGCGCCCAUCAACUCUGUCCCAGUGGUGGAACGAUCGCCGCGAGGGAACUCAGUGGUACACACUCUGGGUGGCCAUCGCCCUGACCCUCCUUUUUGGGCUCAUCCAGUCUAUCGUGGGGGCGAUGCAGCUGUAUAAGGCAUAUUAUCCCAAACCAGCAAGAGUCAUUGAUUUGCCAUCACGGCGAGACUGUUUGGUAAAGCAGAUGGUCUACAUUAAGGCGUCGGCUAUUGUCGGCUCUGGUGUUGGUAUAUAUAAGCAGCCGCUGCCCCUCACCCCUUUAACUCUCGACAUCUUCUUCACCAUGGAGACCAACACCACCACUCUCGCCGAAUACCUCUUCAAACGCGUGCACCAGCUCGGUGUCGACUCCAUCUUCGGCCUCCCCGGCGAUUACAACUUGCAGCUACUGGACUAUGUCGCGCCGUCGCAUCUGCGCUGGGUGGGCAGCAGCAACGAACUGAAUGCGGGGUACGCGGCCGAUGGAUACGCCAGGAUCAAGGGCAUCGGAGCCCUCGUCACAACCUUCGGAGUCGGUGAAUUGUCCGCCAUCAACGCGAUCGCUGGUGCCUACGCCGAACGCGCCCCCGUCGUGCACAUUGUCGGCACUCCUGUCCGCCAGUCCCAGGAGUCGCGCGCCCUCAUCCACCACACCUUCAACGAUGGCGAGUACCAGAACUUCGAUCGCAUGCAAGAGCACAUCACUGUUGCCCAGGCCCUCUUGACAGAUCAUCGCUCCGCCCCCGCCGAGAUCGAUCGAGUGCUGCAGCAAUGCCUUCUCCACAGCCGGCCCGUCCGCAUCGCCAUUCCCCUGGACAUGGUCUCCCUACGCGUUCCAAAGCUGCCGCUUGAAUCGAAACUCUGCCUCCCUCUACCCUCCCGCCAGCCGAAGAUCGAAGACAAAGCGCUGACCACGAUCCUCGACCGCAUAUACAGCGCUAAGAAACCGGUGAUAUUGGUGGAUGGCGAGAUUCGGUAUGCCAGAAUUGUGGAUGAGGUGGACCACAUCGUCAGAGCGACGGAGUGGCCGACUUUCACAUCAGGAUUCGGGAAGGGCUUGAUUGAUGAGGAUCUACCAAACGUCUACGGCGUUUUCACACCACAACACAAGGAGCUUUUCGACUCAAGCGACCUUGUUUUGUGCUUCGGCCCGCACUUUAGCAAUACAAACAGCUUCCUUUAUCAGACCGUCCCAAGAGAAGACAUCACCAUCUCAAUCCAUGCUACAUCUGUGCAGAUCGGCAGUGAGAUCAUCCGCGAUCUCCCGGCCAACUGCUUCCUCCCCCAGCUGAUCGGCCACCUGGAAAUGGACAAAGUUGCCAAGCACAACCCCAAGCUGGUCCAUCCCAAAUCCGUCGCACCCCCAGAAGUGUCAAGCACGGACCUUGUCACACAGGUCGGUGGCUUCUGGCACAGAAUCUCAUCCUUCUUCCGCGAAGGCGACAUCGUCUGCGCCGAAACUGGUACGGCGGCCUAUGGAUCCAACGAAUUCCGCCUGCCCCCCAAGACCCGCUUAUUCAAAGCUGUCACUUGGCUUUCGAUCGGAUACAUGCUGCCGGCCACGCUAGGUGCAAGCCAAGCGCAACAUGACCUCAUCGCUCGCUCCGAGUAUCACGAUCUUCGCAAGGCCCGCUCGAUCCUGUUCAUCGGCGACGGAAGUUUCCAGCUCACGGCGCAAGAGCUUGCGACGAUCAUCCACCGAAAGCUCAAUGUCAUUAUCUUCCUGAUCAACAAUGACGGAUAUACCAUCGAGCGAUGCAUUCACGGACGCGAGGCGAAGUAUAACGACAUCACGCCCUGGCGGUAUCUCAAGGGGCCGGAGUUCUUCGGGGCUCCUACGGAGGGCGAGUACGCUGCUUAUACCUGGCAAGUCCGGACGUGGGGUGAUCUCGACAAUGCCCUGACAGAUGAGCGGAUGCUCAACGGCAAGGGUGUGCGGAUGGUAGAGGUCUUCAUGGAGAAGCUGGAUUGCCCUCCUCCGCUAGAUAAGGUGCUGGCGGCGCAAAUUGCGCGGGAGAAGGCGGAGCAGUAG